AUGCUGGCGUUGGUGCUCGUCGCCGGGCUUUUUCGAUCCUACAGAAUUCUGAAGCAGACACAGCACCUCACUGUCGUGAGACAUGCCCCUGAGGGUAUGCGCAUUGCAGAAUGUGGCAAUUGCCGCACGGCGCAGUACGUCAGUGCGCAUGGGCGCAUUUUCAUUUGUUGUGGGUGCCAUUGCGCAAAUCGAAUGCCUUUGGAUGUUGGCCGAACAGAGGCUGGGACUCCAGCAGUAUUCAGCUUUCGUGGACAUGUCAUUAGUGCAGUUGGAUAG
Messenger RNA from Effrenium voratum, 276 nucleotides. Lineage: Eukaryota; Dinophyceae; Suessiales; Symbiodiniaceae. The record is from the annotation of a GenBank genome assembly.